UGACUACGCCCCUUACGUGGGGACGCUCAGUGGGCCUCAGGAGGUGCGGUGAUCCCUGCCUCACAGAAGGAAGUAGGUCCGUUGUGUGAGGAAGCUGCUAUGGUGUGGCGUUCCUCGGCAGAGCCGAGGCGGUGGCGGCCAUGAAGGCGGGUGCUACCUCUAUGUGGGCUUCAUGCUGUGGGCUGCUGAACGAAGUCAUGGGAACUGGAGCUGUCAGGGGCCAGCAGGCAGGAUUUGCAGGAGGCACUGGCCCAUUCAGAUUUACACCAAGCUCUGACUUCUCUACCUACCCAUCAGCAGCUACUGAAGGGCCCAACAUAGUUUGCAAAGCCUGUGGGCUUUCAUUUUCAGUCUUUAGAAAGAAGCAUGUAUGCUGUGACUGUAAGAAGGAUUUUUGCUCCGUUUGUUCAGUUUUACAAGAAAAUCUUCGUAGAUGUUCUACUUGUCAUUUACUACAAGAGACAGCCUUCCAGCGCCCACAGUUGAUGCGACUAAAAGUGAAGGAUCUACGGCAAUAUCUCCUCCUUAGAAACAUACCAACUGAUACUUGUCGUGAGAAGGAAGACUUAGUAGAUCUAGUACUGUGCCAUCAUGGACUAGGCUCGGAGGAUGACCUGGACUCAAGUAGCCUGAAUUCCUCACGGUCCCAAACUUCUAGUUUUUUUACACAGUCUUUUUUUUCAAACUAUUCAGCUCCCUCUGCUACUGUGUCUUCCUUCCAGGGAGAGCUCAUGGAUAGAGAUGGGACCUUCAGAUCAGGAAUGUUGGCACAGGUACAAAGUGAAAUAGCUUCAGCAAACACAGAAGAUGACGAUGAAGAUGAUGAAGAUGAUGAUGAAGAAGAAGAAAACUUGGAAGAUGAGAACCCUGGGCUCUCUAGGAAGAAAGUGCGAGCUUCGCUAUCUGACCUGUCAAGCCUUGAAGAAGUAGAAGGGAUGAGUGUGCGCCAGCUGAAGGAGAUUCUGGCUCGGAAUUUUGUCAACUAUUCUGGCUGUUGUGAAAAAUGGGAACUAGUAGAGAAAGUCAACCGGUUAUACAAAGAGAAUGAAGAAAACCAAAAAUUUUAUGGUGAGCGAAUGCAGCUGCAGGAUGAGGAAGAUGACAGCUUGUGCCGCAUUUGCAUGGAUGCCGUCAUUGACUGUGUCCUACUUGAGUGUGGACACAUGGUCACCUGCACCAAGUGUGGCAAGCGCAUGAGUGAGUGCCCCAUCUGCCGUCAGUAUGUGGUGCGAGCUGUGCAUGUUUUCAAGUCUUGAAAUUGAGGAUCCCCCAAAGGGACACUUGCCUGACUCGAGCCCAAGCAUUUCAGCGCACAAAAAGAAUAAAAUUAGAUUAAAAAGCUGCUGUAGUUUA
Messenger RNA from Nannospalax galili (Upper Galilee mountains blind mole rat), 1353 nucleotides. RefSeq names its product ring finger protein 34 (gene Rnf34). The transcript is spliced from 6 exons. The record is from RefSeq and is a predicted model, not a curated record. Bases 141 to 1256 code for a protein of 371 amino acids. Gene Ontology annotation, molecular function: ubiquitin protein ligase activity. Gene Ontology annotation, cellular component: cytoplasm; plasma membrane. Gene Ontology annotation, biological process: protein K48-linked ubiquitination; proteasome-mediated ubiquitin-dependent protein catabolic process; negative regulation of extrinsic apoptotic signaling pathway via death domain receptors. Lineage: Eukaryota; Metazoa; Chordata; Mammalia; Rodentia; Spalacidae.